Molecule: messenger RNA, 3316 nt
Organism: Schistocerca gregaria
Lineage: Eukaryota; Metazoa; Arthropoda; Insecta; Orthoptera; Acrididae
Exons: 5
Coding region: 342-2861 (839 amino acids)
Molecular function (GO): metal ion binding; 5'-flap endonuclease activity; 5'-3' DNA exonuclease activity
Source: RefSeq, a predicted model, not a curated record
AUAUGAACAGCCACCUUUUAGUUGGACUGACUACUAUACUCGGAAAAUAUUGAUUUUGCUUCGUUUAACUACUCUUUGUUAUUCUUCAUCACUAAGGCUACGUCAAAAAGGCCAGUUCUGUAUUCAUUGAAUAGCUUUCGGUGUUAUUUGGUUUGACAUUGCAAACACUACUGUCAUGCUUGUUUCACCUGUAAAAAAUUUUCACCGAAGCUGGAAACAGUAAAGCGCUGUCUGUAUAUCAUCUGAAGUCUCUCUUAUUGGCAUCUGGAUGCAUUUCAUAAACCAAAAAUAACUUGCUCAAAAAUUGCAAAAUUUACCGGAGUUCUUGGUCUAAAUUGCUGAUGGGUAUUCAUGGUCUUUUGCCAAUUUUAGCAUCUAUAACCCAAAAAGUACACAUAUCACAAUAUUCUGGCAUGCGUGUAGCUGUAGAUGCUUAUGUUUGGCUUCACCGCGGCGCCUACUCUUGUAGCUAUGAGCUUUGUCAGAAUCUGAGUACGCACAAAUAUCUUCAGUACUGCAUGAAAAUGGUCCACAUGCUAUUGUACCAUAAGAUAACGCCAGUACUUGUGUUUGACGGAGGCCAGUUACCCUCAAAGCGUCAAGUCGAACUCAAUAGAUACAAAAAGCGUUCGGAAAACAGAGAUAAGGCUGUCCUGCUCCUACAGCAAGGACAAAAAAGAGCCGCCUACGAGCAUUUUCAAAAAGCUGUCAGUAUUACUCCAAACAUGAUGCUGAGCUUCAUUGAGCUUUUGAAACAAGAGAAUGUUGAAUUUAUUGUAGCUCCGUAUGAAGCAGAUGCACAGCUUACUUAUUUGUCGAUUAAUGGACUAGUUGAUUUAGUUAUAUCAGAGGAUAGCGAUUUGAUUCCAUACGGAUGCUCUAAAAUCCUCUACAAAUUGGACAACAUGGGCUGGGGGGAGGAGAUUCAGCUUUCUCGACUGUCUAUGACCAAGAAGCCUGAUUUAUCUAAGUUUUCAUUGGAAAUGUUGAGAUAUAUGUGCAUUUUAUCUGGGUGUGAUUACCUAGAAUCUCUACCUGGAAUGGGGAUCAAAAAAGCGUAUUUAUUGCUAUCCCAGCACGGUGACAUUAACAAGGUUUUAAAUCAUUUGUGUUCGAGUCGAGAAAAGGUUCCAGUGGAUUAUGAGGAAGGCUUCAAUAAGGCCAAUUUAACAUUUAGGCACCAAGUUGUAUUUGACCCUAGUAAAAAGUGUGCUGUUCCGCUGCGUCCUCUUCCUAAAUCAAUGAGUAUGAGCAGUUUACCUUUUGCGGGCGAGAUUCUCGAUCCAGUAAUCAUCGUCGAUAUUGCUACAGGAAAACUCAAUCCAAGAACGAGGUAUCCCUAUACCACGGCUGUGCCAGAUCCCAUCGAAUUAUAUUUGAUGGAAAGGGUGGAGUUGAACCUGGAUUCUCCAAAAGGUCCGACAGACCAAAUAGCGGAGAUCAAGGGCAUGAGCGAAGGCAACGAGCCAUUAUCAACCAAUAAGAAAAAACGCGUCUCUCCCAGUUCUGCAUUAGUCGUUCAAGGCUCUAUAUUGGACAAGGUAUCAAGCCAAAAUAAUAGUUUGACUCAGGAUGCCAAAAUUUUCAUGCAGAGAUGCUCAGAGGCAAGUAAAGGGACCAAAAAACCUGUAUUUUUUUCGAAAUUUCAAUCCUCACCUUUGAGUGGUAAGUCGUCUAUAUUGAACUAUUUCAAUAAAGUCGAUAAGUCAAUGUGCAAUGUUCCGAGCAGCGUCGAGCAGUUGCCUACGGAUUCUCCCUGUUCGUUGAAGUCAGUCAAUGGAACAAAAACUAGUAAGGAAAUGAACAAUUGUACUCUGGAUUCAGAGAGCGAGAAGUUAGCCAAAGAUAGAGAAUCAAAGAAAAUGGCUACAAUAAAUAAGUGUUUAGUUGAAGAAAAAGCGUGCUUACGAUUUGCAGAUGGUCAAACGAAGGAUGAGCAUGAUGGCAAUACUCAGAAAGAAAGUUUUCAUAGUUCGAAAUGCAUUCUCCGAAGCAAAUAUUUUCUGCCUCGGAGUGCAGAAGUUCAAGUUUCGGAAACAAAUUGUUCUAUUGAUGAGCUUAGUGAUCUUGGCGGCCGUAUUGACAAGAUAAAGGAUCUGAUUACCGACGAUGUGAUAAGCAGUGCAAACUCGGAACUUUUUGCUGGUUCAGAAUUUGCGGAAACGUUUACCAAAUUGGAAGCCAGUCGGACUGAGGAGGGGAAGACGUCUUCUCAUAAGAUACCUGUAAUUCACUCCCAAGUUUCAGAUCACGACGAAACAAAACAAAAUACAACAAAUACUCCAUCCAGAACUUCCCUAACUAACUUGCCUAUCGAACUUUCAACUCCUUUGCGCUCUCGUUCAGCGGAAACCACGGUAACGUCCAAGAGCGUGUCCAGGCUCUCCGAUGCAAACUCACCGCCGCCUUCAGUUGCUCGGGACACGAAUCAGUUUAUAGAAGAAGAUGAUAAUUUGCCAUGUGAUCGCCAUCAGUUACCAGCUCCUGAAACUGAUACAAAUUGUUCAGACGUCUUGGUUUUGAACAAGAUGAACGAAAUGCGUCGCACGUUUACUUUUGAAUCUUUAAGAAUGAACAAAGAACAGCAAAUCAGAGCGGCCUCUACAAUCGAUCUCUCUAAGUUUGCUUUGAAAUCGUCACCUUCUUUCAAAGAAUCCUUCUCUGACAACACGCACGCGUCGUUUGCUAGUGUGGCGAUUUAUAAUGGACAAAAAGACAAUAGUUCUGAAAAAUCGGAAAUUCUGGUUAGAUCUCCCAUAAAGCGAAGAAAAAUCAAUGCGGCCUAUUUUGAAAAAUUCAAGGCACCUGUCAUACCCAAUAGUGACGAUGAAGCAGAGUUCGAUUUGAUAGAAAAUGCUUGAGCAAAUAUGUUCACAUUUAGAAUGUUUUUAUUGUGGUCUAAUUCUGGUACAAAAAAAUCUAGGUCUGUGCAAAAUAAGCACUGAUCGUGGUUACGUUUCUUUUCGUUGGCCUCUGAACGCUGCCACUUCACAGCGUGAUACAGAAAAAACUAAGCUCGACUCAUUUUAAAUUUUUAGACCUUUUAAUAGCCUAUAAAUAGUUUCCUAUAUUGUAAAUAGGUGUGCGUGUUGCAGGAAUGAUAUAAUAGUAGCAAAUUUGUAUUUGGUUUAUCCAAAAAUAUGUAUGUGAUAUAUACAUAGUUCAGAGAUUUUUUUAGGAGAUGAUGAAUCGAACAUUUAGUUUAUCGCCAAUCCACUCUUGUUUUCCCAAAAAAGGUGGAGAUAAAAAGUCACACGGGACGAGCCAUUCUCCUCUUUUAAUGCUAAGAGAAAUCACUGACUUCAAUAAAAAAAAA